CUGAGUCCUCUCCUCUCUGAUAUGUAUCCUCCUAUUCUGUCUCUCCCACUCUGUCUUGUUCCUUUCACUCUCCUUUUCCUAUUACUAUUUUACCCUCCUCCUUCUCUCCCCUUAUCUCUCUCUCUCUCCCCUUAACUCACUCAUUUAACUUCUGAUCCCAAACUCUUCCCUUCUACUUCAUCUCUCACUUCCUUCUCUCUCUGUUUUUAUUUUAAAAACAAAAACAAAGUCUUGAAAUUUCAAUAGACCCACAUGAAGUUUCCUCUUGUAUGGUAAUUCUUGAAUUCAAAUUAAAAAAAAAAUGUUUGCUAUUUACAAAACUUCCUCUCUUCUUAUUCUCUUUCUCUUUGUUCUUCUCAUCACUCCACAAGUCUCAUCUUUUCUUCAACCCGUCCAACCUCCGGAUCCUCCUCAAGUAGCUUUGAUUGAAGAUAAAGCAAGAUUAGGAUCUACACCACCAAGCUGCCACAACAGAUGCAACAACUGCCAUCCUUGCAUGGCUGUUCAAGUACCCACUCUCCCUACUCGCUCCCGGUUCACACGAGUUAACCCGUUUUCCGGUGGAUUCGUACGACCUCCUCCUUCGUCUCUAACCACCGUUCUUGAUAAGUACUCUAAUUACAAACCUAUGGGAUGGAAAUGUCAUUGCAAUGGCCACUUUUAUAAUCCUUAAAAAUUCAUCUCUCUGGUUUGUGAUCUCUCCCACCCCUACUCUGUUUACUUUCUCUUUUUGUUCUUUCUAAAAAAGAAGUUUCUAUAAUUGAUAAUUUUGGAUUUUUGGGAGCAGAGGUGUGUGUGUUCUUUGGAUUCUUUGUAAAUGUACGGCUCAAUUUGUAAAUAAUCAAAAACUCUAUGAUUAUUUUGAAAUUAUAUUUUUUGGAGAGACAAAUACUACUACUAGCCUGUGUAACUACUUUACUUGCGUCAUUCAUUUCUUUCAACAUUGAUUUAAUCUUUC
Molecule: messenger RNA, 958 nt
Organism: Camelina sativa (false flax)
Lineage: Eukaryota; Viridiplantae; Streptophyta; Magnoliopsida; Brassicales; Brassicaceae
Product: EPIDERMAL PATTERNING FACTOR-like protein 1
Biological process (GO): stomatal complex development; guard cell differentiation
Source: RefSeq, a predicted model, not a curated record